CAACAGGUACGGGGGUAGAAAUUUUUAAGUGCAAAAGAAUUUAAGAAAUUGAGAAAUGUCGAGCGCGACGUACGACGAGCUUUGGAGAGCAACUGAAACGUCGCUCGCGGAAACGAUUCAGGCGGACAUGGUGCUUCAAGGUGCGAAACCGCAACAGGACCGUAAAAAGGCGCACGAUGUCGUUACGAGACUGUACGUGAAAUACAUCCUUGCGUGUAACAAACUCGAGCAAUGUUACGAUCAAACGAUACAACCCCAGAAGCGACUACUAAUCAAGAGACUGUUGGACGCGACUCUAGGCAGAGUUUUGGAGUUGAAACACGAGCUGGUCGAUAUCGACCUCUCGGAACAUAGUUAUUACGACGACGUGCUGAUCGAGUGCGGCGUGACGCCGCAGGAGGCCGAGAUCCGGGUGCCCAACUACUACAGACGCAAUCGAAUCGCGGAGAUCGAAGAGAGGCGGAAGUUCACAGAGGAUACGCUUCGAAAUCUCGGUGCGCUUCAUGAGAUCGUACUGCCCGGCAAGAUUACCGAGUCUCAGGCUAUACGGCUUAUUCAGGCUCACGAACGAGCGAGACAAGGUAGAUUGCGUUAUCAAUUUAUGAAAGAAGUUCGUGAAAUGAAGGAAAGAUCGACUAUUAAACCAGAAGUUGAAGAAAAGGAUGAAACGAGCGAAAAGCUUGCGGCGCUGACAAUUCAAAAAGUAUGGAAGGGAUAUAUCACUAGACGUUAUAUUCGUAAAAGACGUCUCGAGGAAAUGUUACUUGUAGGAAUGUUACAGCCUAGUCAAGUGAUUACGGAGAAUGCCAGACAAGCGAAGAGACUGAAACAGCUAAGAUAUGAAAAGCAGUUAAAUUUUCAAAUGCAAUACGAAGACUUGAUUUUAGAAGCCACGGAGAGAAUUCGCAAGGAGAAAAGCGUUAUUAUGGAAGAAAACAUAAGAAGUGAAAUUCGAAAUUGGAUUGACACUUAUUUUCAACAAACUGGAAAGAUACCUGAUUUACCAUCUGUCGAAAGCGGAGGUUCGCGAAUGAUUUUCAGCAGGCAGGGAACUGAGAGUACCGUAAGUAAGUCCACAGCAGUAUCAUCGAAAGAAUCAAAGAAAUCAAAACAGUCAAAAUCAAAGAAAGAUAGCGAAACGGAGCAGUCGGAGGACGAAAUGGAUCUAGGAUUCAAAUCUGCUCCCUCUAACUUUUUGACAGAAUUGAUUCACGCGAAUCAAGAGUAUCAGGAUAUUUGGAAGGAUAAAGACGAAUCUGCGAACUUGAUGCAGUUACCUUAUCGCGAUAUGAUAGAAGCGAAGAAGACAAAGGAAAUUGAGGACGAAGUUAGAGUGGUUGUGGAUCAGACGAUGAGAGACGAUAUAGAAGCUCUUCAGCUCGCCUUAGAUAGAGACAAAGGCUUCAAAGGAAAACGUGUGAAGAAACCUCAGAAACGAAUUCGCAGGAGUGGAAAGAAAAAUAAGAAAAAAAAGGAGAAAGAUCUAACACCUGAUAGAACAACCGAGUCUCUUUUCGAAGAGCUAGUCACGCAAGGAAUUAUUAAGCUUUACCGUGAAGUUUCGCUAGACGAAUUCAAGGGUGAAAAGUCUUUCGCAAAUUACAAUCUUCGUACAAAGGAAAAAGAUCCUCUUCCAACAUUCGGCGACAUAAGACAAUUGAUUGCUGAAUACUGUAUACUUCCGCUGGGUAACCAAGUCCUGAGAGAACUCACACCUCUCGUAAGAUCAAUUUUUAUAGCCGGGCCGCAUGGUAGCGGUAAAAAACUUUUAGUAAACGCAAUCUGUACGGAGCUUGGAGCUACGCUCUUUGACAUUACACCGGCGAAUAUAGCGGGCAAGUACCCCGGCAAAUCAGGAUUAAUUAUGCUCGUUCAUUUGAUUUCGAAGGUAUCGCGAUUACUGCAGCCGUCAGUGAUUUUCAUGGAUGACGCGGAGAAACCGUUUAUGAAGAAAGUAGCGAAAACAGAUAAAACCGAUCCGAAACGUUUGAAAAAAGAUUUACCCAAAUUAGUCAAGAGUAUCACGAAUGAAGACAGAGUUUUAUUUAUCGGAACAUCUAAUAAGCCUUGGGAUAGCGAUCCAAAACUCUUAUAUCAGAUUUAUGACAAAGUUAUAUACAUUCCUAGACCAGAUUACGGCACCGUCUCAUUUAUAUGGAAAGAUUUGUUAUACAAAUAUUCGGGCAUUAGCCGGCAAUUUGAUACGUCUGCUAUGACCAAAGCAUGCGACGGUUUCACGAUAGGAUCUAUCUUAGCAGCAAUCAAUGAGGUAAUGACUACAAAGCGUAUGGUACAAUUACGAAUUCAUCCUUUGACACAUGCAGAACUAGUGAAUGCGUUAAGUUUCAAAGAUCCAGUGUACCGUGAAGAGGAAGAUGCCUUUUUAGCUUGGUUUUCCAAAACGCCAACAUGUCGACGGAAGCAAAGAGUUUUAGAAUUAGAAUUAGAAAAGUUGAACGAAGCAAACGAAUCGCAAAAAAAGAAAAAAGGAAAGAAAUAAUAGAUAAAGUUCGUUCAUGUAAAAGAAUUCACAUUUUAUAUAAUUAGAUUAUCGACACCUUUAAAAAGAGUAUUCGUAAUAAGAAUCAAUGAGAUAUAAAUAAAAAUAAAGAAUUUCUUAGCGU
Molecule: messenger RNA, 2624 nt
Organism: Monomorium pharaonis (pharaoh ant)
Lineage: Eukaryota; Metazoa; Arthropoda; Insecta; Hymenoptera; Formicidae
Product: dynein regulatory complex protein 11
Exons: 10
Coding region: 56-2500 (814 amino acids)
Molecular function (GO): protein binding; ATP binding; ATP hydrolysis activity
Source: RefSeq, a predicted model, not a curated record